Neogale vison (American mink) is the source of this 1574-nucleotide messenger RNA. It is a transcript of the gene UCHL5, whose product is annotated as ubiquitin C-terminal hydrolase L5. Gene Ontology annotation, molecular function: cysteine-type deubiquitinase activity; proteasome binding. The coding region runs from base 121 to 1365 and encodes 414 amino acids. Gene Ontology annotation, biological process: protein deubiquitination; ubiquitin-dependent protein catabolic process. NCBI's taxonomy places the organism in Eukaryota, Metazoa, Chordata, Mammalia, Carnivora, Mustelidae. The record is from RefSeq and is a predicted model, not a curated record. Gene Ontology annotation, cellular component: Ino80 complex; cytoplasm. The transcript has 11 exons.
GCCCUCCGGACGCUGGCCUGUGGAGCGCUAUGGAAGCACAAGACGGAGCGCUCCGGGGUUUGGGAAGGGCCCACCCUCGGAAGCGUCCCAGCUGGGCCAACCGAGGUUGUGCCCGCAGAGAUGCUGGGUCUGCUAUCCAGCAACGGCAGGACUCAGAGGCAGGGCAGGGGAGAACGAGGGUUUUGCCAAGCGUUGGCUCCGGCCUCAGCCUCUGGGAUGCUGGAUGACGGACAUGGAGGACCAGCCAAACCCUGCGCGUCCCCGGCUCUGCCCAGACCGCACAAAGGGCCCCAGCCGGCCUCCCGCAGUUUCCUCACCUGUGCUUGGCGGCCGACCCUCCGAACCCACAGCGCCACCGGGAGAAGCCCUGCGCUUCAAGAGAGACGACAAGAAGAUGCUACAGCCCCACGGGCGCUAACUGCUCCAACUCCACCGCCGCCGGGGACUCCAGGUUGCCGAGGAGCCCAAGUAGAAGAAAUAUGGAGUUUAGAGCCUGAGAAUUUUGAAAAAUUAAAGCCAGUUCAUGGGUUAAUUUUUCUUUUCAAGUGGCAGCCAGGAGAAGAACCAGCAGGCUCUGUAGUUCAGGACUCCAGACUUGACACAAUAUUUUUUGCAAAGCAGGUAAUUAACAAUGCUUGUGCUACCCAAGCUAUAGUAAGUGUGUUAUUGAACUGUACCCAUCAAGAUGUCCAUUUGGGAGAGACAUUAUCAGAAUUUAAAGAAUUUUCACAAAGUUUUGAUGCAGCUAUGAAAGGUUUGGCACUGAGCAAUUCAGACGUGAUCCGACAAGUACACAACAGUUUUGCCAGACAGCAAAUGUUUGAAUUUGAUGCAAAGACAUCAGCAAAAGAAGAAGAUGCUUUUCAUUUUGUCAGUUAUGUUCCUGUAAAUGGAAGAUUGUAUGAAUUAGAUGGAUUAAGAGAAGGACCAAUUGAUUUAGGUGCAUGCAAUCAAGAUGACUGGAUCAGCGCAGUGAGGCCAGUCAUAGAAAAAAGGAUACAAAAGUACAGUGAAGGCGAAAUUCGAUUUAACUUAAUGGCCAUUGUGUCUGACAGAAAAAUGAUAUACGAACAGAAGAUAGCAGAGUUACAAAGACAACUUGCUGAGGAGGAACCCAUGGAUACAGACCAGGGUAGUAAUAUGUUAAGUGCUAUUCAGUCAGAGGUUGCCAAAAACCAGAUGCUUAUUGAAGAAGAAGUACAGAAACUAAAAAGAUAUAAGAUUGAAAACAUCAGAAGGAAGCAUAAUUACCUGCCUUUCAUUAUGGAAUUAUUAAAGACUUUAGCAGAACACCAACAGUUAAUACCACUAGUAGAAAAGGCAAAAGAAAAACAGAAUGCAAAGAAAGCACAGGAAACCAAAUGAAGACGACGCUUUGGGAUGCAUACAUAUUUCUGCUUCUGCACUUAUUUUCAUGGAAACCAUUAAGUAUAAAGAACUUUGAGCAACAUUCUAAUUGAUUCAAUGCACGUUUGGCAAUAGUACCAGUCUGUCUUGUCUUUAAUGCAUGGAUUCCUUCCUAGCCUGCAUCAUGUGCAUGUAGUGCAUAUUAAAUAAAAGUGAUAUUAAGAGUG